CAGGCGGCGAGGAUUGAUCCGGCGCGGUCCGAGCCAUGCUACGCAUUCCGGAGCUUCGUGUGUAUCCACCGGCGGAGGAUUCGGACACGAGUGCGGGAACGCCACGCCGGCCGAUCAGCAAACGUUCGACACCGGGAACCAGCCGCCGUACGACGCUCGGCAGCGUGGAACUGCUGCCCCCGCUCAAGAGCAUCUCGCACAAUGUGUCGCACUCGUCGAGCCGCCGACCAUCGGUCGCCGGGCCCGGCCGGCGCCGUUCCGUCGUCCUCGACUUCUUCCGCAAGCAGGGCAGCCGGCUCUCGUUGAACCGCCGUUUCUCGGAGCUCUUUGCCGGUGACGAGCUGCGCUGGGACAGCAAGCCGCUGCUCCGGCACCACCAGCAAGCACAUGCUCAGCUGGCCACGGCUGUGUCGGCACUGUACGCGAAACUGCUGAUCAUACUCGGGAUCACGUUACCGGUGACGGAGCUAGUAUCGCGCCAGGCACCGAUCAACUUUCACCAACCGUUCUACCUCUACCUGUACGGUGUCAGCAUUGUGCUGUGCGCGCUGCUGCACCUGGAGCGGUACCGGCACCCGAUCGACGCAACGCAGCAUCCUGCUUCAUCAUCGACCGGUGACAGGGGAGGCUCGGCGCACCAUGCCUCGUUCUACCUGCGCAUCGGUGCGAUCGCGUUCGGCGUCGGCAGUCUCGUUUACUCGGCCCUCGACUUUGGCCAGUACUUCGAGCGGAGCCAUGACGAGGGCUGCGGUGGUGGCGUACUGGUAGCGCUGAUACCGGCCUUUCGCAUGCUGCUGUGCGUGAUCCAAAUGCAGUUCAUCAUCACGAGCGGCAAGGAGCUGGGCCUCGAGCGGUACCCGUUUACGGCCCGCUUUGGCCUGAUGCACCUGCUAGCGACUAACGUGUGCGAGUGGCUGUACGUGCUGGUGGAGGAGGCCAAGCAAGAGAUUGACCUUCUGCCACGCCACGGACGGGAUCAGCACCCCACCAACGGCACCAGCUACCUGCCGGCCACGGAUUGCCGGCCCCGGGGACACAUCAUGCGUAACGUCGUCAACAAUACGGCCCCGUUCCUCUUCCCGUGCACCAUCGAGUACUCGCUGAUCUGUGCGCUGACGAUGUACUCGCUGUGGCGCGGGAUAGCACGCCUCACCGGGCCGGGUUCGGGCGGGACCGGGAACCCCGGGGGCGGGGGCGGGGGCGCCCCGGAGCAGGGUGUGGCCGGCCGGGCAGCAAACCGGCUCUCGAUUGAUUGCUCCCGGGCCCAGGCCGGUUUGCUGGCCGGUAUCGUCACGCUCGUCGUCACCUUGCUCGUGCUGAUCAUGCACUUUGUGCUGCGGAAGCAGACGCACCACCGGGAGCUGCAGGUGCUGGCGAUGCUGGAGGUGGUCGUGUAUGAGCUGACCCUCUACUCGGUCAUGCUGGCGGCGGUCGGCCGGGCCAUGGUGAGCAUGCGGGAUCUGCGCGUGCUAACGCAGCGGAGCGGCCCGGCCCGGGUACAGCCACCGCUCCCACUGGACUGCCAUCUGCUGCUGCUCACCCAGACCGGCAUCUACCUCUACGGCGUGUUCUCGAUCAUCGGUACCUACCACACGUACGGCCGGGCCCUGCACUGGGCCGUCCUGUCGGAGGUGCUCGCGCUCGCCCAAACUUCCCUCCAGACGCUGUUCGUGCUGAACAGCUGGUGGCGCCGGAGCAAGGGCGCCCGCCAGAACCGGGACAAACCGGGGCGCCAGCUCGUGACGUUCCUGCUGGUGGCCAAUCUGGCCGCCUGGCUGGUGAAUGCGCUCGUCAAGAGCCACGCCAGCUUCCGGCCGCUGGUGAUGCAGUUUUACGGGGCGGGCGCUUGGUCCAUCAUCGCGCACGUCUCGAUGCCGCUCGCCAUCUUCUACCGGUUCCACUCGACGAUCUGUCUGUUCGAGAUCUGGAAGAACACGUACAAGGCCCGGUACCAGACGGACGCGGGGCGUGGGGCGGAUUUUUCGCGACGCCCAUCCACCAUUCCCCGUUAG
This is a messenger RNA of Anopheles aquasalis, 2012 nucleotides long. Its product is annotated as proton channel OtopLc-like. Gene Ontology annotation, biological process: proton transmembrane transport. Gene Ontology annotation, cellular component: membrane. Gene Ontology annotation, molecular function: proton channel activity. NCBI's taxonomy places the organism in Eukaryota, Metazoa, Arthropoda, Insecta, Diptera, Culicidae. The record is from RefSeq and is a predicted model, not a curated record.